GCGGCCCCGGCUCCAAGCGCGCUCGCGCGAGGCCUGCGCGCCGCUUCUCCGGGCCGGGCAGGGGAGCCGAGGCGGCGUCGGCGUCGUCCCUCCGCGCCCGCCCAGCCUCGCCGCCUCCGGGUUGCCCCCGAGCAGGGCCGGCCACCGCGAGCGGCCGAGAAGGCCGCCUGGAUCGCCGCCGCCAUGUUCGUGCAGGAGGAGAAGCUCUUCGCGGCGCGGGUGCUGCGGCUCCGCAUCUGCGCCCUGGACGGGGCCGAGUGGCUGGAGGAGGUGGCCGAGGACACGGCGGUGGCGCGCCUCAAGGAGCGCUGCCUCAAGCACUGUGUGCCUGGGAGCUUAGAGGAUCCAAAAAGUGUAACACAUCAUAAACUGAUCCAUGCUGUGUCAGAGAAGGUGCUGAAUGACACAAAAACCGUAUUGGAGGAAAACAUUCAAGACAGAGAUGUUUUGGUGCUGAUGAAGAAGAGAGCUCCUCCCGCUCCUCCCAAAAUGGCUGACAUUUCUGAAGAGGAAAAGCGGAAGCAGGAACAGAAAGCUCCUGAUAAGGAGGCGAUUCUGAAAGCGACCACCAGCCUCCCGUACCACAGCGUAGACCACGGCGUGGCUCACCACAGCAUGAGGGAUUUCCAGACAGAGCUUCGGAAGAUCUUAGUCUCGCUAAUAGAAGUUGCCCAGAAAUUGCUAGCGUUGAACCCUGAUGCAGUGGAACUGUUUAAGAAGGCAAAUGCCAUGUUAGAUGAAGAUGACGAUGACAGAGUGGAUGAGAUCGCCCUGCGCCAACUGACUGAAAUGGGGUUUCCAGAAAGUAGAGCUGUCAAAGCCCUGCGUUUAAGCCACAUGUCCGUGACUCAGGCCAUGGAAUGGCUGAUUGAACAUGCAGAUGACCCCACAGUGGAUGCCCCUCUGCCAGGUCAGUUCUGGGUUGAAAAUGCAGCAGGAGCAGAUGCGUCCUCCACUCGGGCAGUUGCUGGGACUAGCCUUGACACGAGCAGAGAAGAGCAGAAGGACGAGCUGACAGAAAUAUUCAAGAAGAUACGCAGGAAAAGAGAAUUUCGCCCAGAUCCACGGGCCAUCAUUGCCUUGAUGGAGAUGGGCUUUGAUGAGAAAGAAGUGGUGGACGCACUCAGAGUGAACAACAACCAGCAAAAUGCAGCAUGUGAGUGGCUGCUGGGAGACCGGAAACCCACCCCUGAGGAUUUAGACAAGGGGAUUGACCCUUCCAGUCCGCUUUUUCAAGCAAUUCUAGAAAACCCAGUGGUACAACUAGGCUUAACAAAUCCUAAAACGCUACUUGCCUUUGAAGAUAUGCUUGAAAACCCUUUAAACAGUACUCAGUGGAUGAAUGAUCCAGAAACGGGGCCUGUCAUGUUACAGAUUUCUCGUAUCUUCCAGACACUGAACCGUACAUAGAGAGGACAACUCUGUCCGUUCUGCCACUUUGGGACUCUGUUCUUGGCUGUGGAAUUUCUGAACAACGGGAGGCACCUCUGUUGCCUGAGGCAGAGCAAGCAAAAACAGUGUCUGGGGUGUUUUGUCAUCUUUACAUAGAUGUGUUGCAAACAAAAUGUUUUAUUAGUUUUCACUUAAUAUGCUGUGUGAUUUUAGUGUUACUCUAAAUGGGUUUGAAAACUUGGGGGAGAUGUUCUCAAGUAUUUCUAUAGGAACCUAAAAUGAUACGUCCAAAUAUAGAAAGAGUGUUUUUCAAUUGUCUAAGAAUCUGGUAACUUACAAAAUGGCAACAUAGUUCAUAUUUUAAAUUUUCAGAAUUGUAACAUAUCGAGAUCACUGAUGUCUGGCCAGUAGCACAGCCUCCAGGUUACAGUUUACAGGAUAUCAGUUAUAAGACCAUAAUCAUAAUGUUCACUUCUGCUUAUUAUUAAGAUCUUACUGAAAUACAGUAAGCUUUUUAAAGUCACGCUUGAAGUGUCCUGUUUUUAUUAAAUGUGAAAUGCAGGAUUGGGGGAGUGGGUAUGAUGUUGUGCCAACUCAGAUAUGUUUAUUGUGAAUUAAGAAUUAUCCUUUUAUGGUAGUAGACCUAGGAGCCAUCAAAUCUUGGUUUCCAGCAUCAGCAAUUUGUAUCUGGAACUCUUUCAACGAAAGGGAAACACGACUUGUAAAUACUUAAUGUGUAUAUCAGCAGCCUGAGUGCCAACAAAGCGCCUGUGAAGAUGUUGUGCCAGCACCUGGGAUGGGGAAGACUAGCGUUGUAUUUGAAUAGACACGUUGGAAUCAAGCCAAGCGCCACUAGCGUUAUCAGCUCCGCGGAGAUUCACUUUGUUCAUCUUCGUGGCUUCUGUGCAGUCCCACAUUGAGACUGUGCACAUGCUGGCCAGCCACAGAGAAGAUUUCCAGAGCUUUCUAGAAGACUAGGAGUGCCCCUCCUCCCUUUGGUGCUUUCCUGCCAAAAACAUCACAUGACCAGGAGGGUCGGCACUAUUCCCUCUGUUCUCUUUUUGCCGCCACUGAGAGAGUAUCUCCAUUGUUUUUCUCCACUUUUUCCUCACCUCAUCUUUGAGGCUGAGGAGACUUGCUUCUCCUAAAAGUUUUUAAUCAUCAAUAGAUGUUCUAGUGAAGAAUAAAACUACAUUUAAAGAAUAA
Molecule: messenger RNA, 2598 nt
Organism: Eublepharis macularius
Lineage: Eukaryota; Metazoa; Chordata; Lepidosauria; Squamata; Eublepharidae
Gene: UBAC1
Product: UBA domain containing 1
Exons: 10
Coding region: 184-1410 (408 amino acids)
Molecular function (GO): protein binding
Source: RefSeq, a predicted model, not a curated record